AUGGAAUCUACCCGAAAUUGUCCAAUAUUUGGUACGCCGAAGGAGCUGGAUAAUUAUGUUCUACCGAAGAUAGAAGAUGUUGUCCGAUUUUAUGAUUACAUCAAAACUAAUGGCAACAAAGCUAAAAUAGUUGAUAUCGAAAACGGUUGCCAGCAUGACAUUAUUAAAUAUGUAGCGGAACAAGUUGCAGCAGCAUGGAUACUAGCUUCUAUCCCAAUCAUACCUCAUAAAGAAGUAGUAGAAAGAGUUAGCAUGUAUAUUAAGGAACGACAGAUUUUAGUAUUAGUACCCAAUGCCGAUCAAAAUAAUCUCAUAUAUCAGCGGAAGAUAGAUCAAUUCUGGAAUAAUUCGCAAAAGCUGUUUGAUAUAUGCACUUGCCAAUGUCUAUCAGAAAUGGUAUGCCAACAUAGAAAUAAUCAGCGCGUUUCAAAAAAGCGAAAAGAUUUUCUGUUGGAUCAGCGUACAGAUCGUAAAUUAACCGAUGAUAGAAUUCAAUACAAAAAUGGCAAAGUUAUGCGUCCUGGUGAAAUACGAAAGCGACGUAAUGUUUCGAAUGAAAUUAUGUGUAUACUAAGCUCUAAUUUUGAACAAUUGCGUCAAUCGGCUUCUGAAAAAAAUGAUAGGAAAUCUUAUAAAUCCGAUAGUUGCUAUACUGACUGUGUUAAAAGAAAAGGGUACCAUCUACGUCGGCAUGCAGCUCGACGCCAAGCAAAGCUCAUCAAAUUACAUAAGAAAUUACUUAAUUCAGAUAGCGAAAACUAUCAGGCUAAUGAAAAAAAGCUCAAUCCUGAUUUUUUAGGAUCAAGCGAUGUAUCCAGUAAAGGCGGUAUGAAAAUAGAUGAUUCAGACGUAAAUGCAUCGGAAGAUACUUGGCAUCCUUCUCCUAAAGGUAAGUUAGGAGCUAAUAAAUUACGGGCCUCACCUUUUGCAGGCGCUGUCAUAGUAAAUCAGUUACGAAUUCCUUUGCCAGCAUUAGCUCGAGAAUGUGAACGUUAUAAUAUAUCAGACCGUAAAGGCGCUGCUAUUGCAACUGCUGUCUUGCAAGAUUUCAAUAUAGUCAAUGAAAAGAACUUAAGUGGUGUCAUAGAUAGCAGUAAAUUACGUCGAGAGCGUAAAAAAUAUCGCGACUCAAUCGUAGUCAGUAAUUUUGCUUUAUCUAAUUUAUACUUUGAUGGCAAAAGAGAUAAGUGCAUAGCAAAUAUACAAAUGGGCAAGAAAAGAUAUCGAAGAGAAAAAAUUGAAGAACAUAUUACAAUGUUAAGUGAGCCAAAUCAUGAGUACAUCGGCCAUGUAACUCCCGUUCAAGGUAGCUCAAAAUACAUUGUAGAUGCAAUGAUAGAUUUUUUUCAGUCGAAUCGUAUUUUCAUUGAUGGUCUUCAAGUAAUUGGUUGUGACGGAACUAAUGUGAAUAUUGGCCCAAAAGGUGGAGUUAUUCGUUUACUUGAAGAAAGAUUAAAUAAACCCAUUCACUGGUUUGUCUGUUUAUUGCAUCUUAACGAGCUACCAUUUCGGCGUCUUUUCCAGCAGCUUGACGCUGUAAAUGAAGAAGUUGGAUUGUAUACAGGACCUAUUGGAAAAUCCAUCUUUAAUACACCAUUUAAUGCCAAUCUAAGUUCAACUGAUGGAAUUUCUUUCCAAAAAUUAAAAUGUGACCUGCCUGAGUUUAAAUCUAUCGAAGAAUUAAGUUGUGAUCAAAAAUAUCUAUAUCAAAUAUGUACAGCAAUCAGUAAAGGUUACUGUGAAAUUGAUUUGUCGCGUCGUUAUCCAGGUAAUAUUUCCAAUGCUAGAUGGCUAACGACAGCAAAUAGAAUUCUACGAGUUUAUAUUGCGACUUCUACUCCAAGUAAAUCGCUUCAAAUAAUCACAAAUUAUAUCAUCAAGGUUUACACUCCCUUGUGGUUUGCCAUUAAAGCUAAACCGCAGUGUACAUAUGGACCUCGCCAUUUUUUUCAACUUAUUCGAUUGUCAAGAUUUCUCGCUUCUAAUCAACAAAAAAUAAUUGAUGAAGUUAUUCAACGAAAUGCUUACUUCGCCCAUCCCGAAAAUUUGCUGUUAGCAAUGCUAACUGACGAUGAUAAAUCACUUCGUGAGUCUGCAUUUGAGAAGAUUCUGUUUGCUCGUCGAUAUAUCAAGAGGAUAAAUGUUCGGCAAUUUAAGAUUCCAAAGAUAGAUUUCAAUGCUGCGAGUUAUGCAGAAAUGAUUGACUGGCAGAGAGAAGCAAUUACUGAGCCACCUCUGACCAUGCCUUUAUCAGAGUUAGAACUUCGUCAAAUCGUGGAAACAGGUGAUGAUUCUCAUUUUGAUGCUUAUCCAUGCCAUAUGCAAGCAGUAGAACGAAUAAUUCGAUUGGUGACGGCAGCUUCUACAUCAGUUUAUGGGUAUGAGCGACGAGAAGGUUUAAUCAGAUCGACUUUGAAAUCUAGAAAAAUUACUAAGGGCUCGAGAAAAGCUGAUUUCAAGUGCAGGUAA
Trichoplax adhaerens is the source of this 2469-nucleotide messenger RNA. RefSeq lists its product as uncharacterized. The record is from RefSeq and is a predicted model, not a curated record. The coding region runs from base 1 to 2469 and encodes 822 amino acids. Lineage: Eukaryota; Metazoa; Placozoa; Uniplacotomia; Trichoplacea; Trichoplacidae. The transcript has a single exon.